CUCCACAAAGAUAUCCCUCCUCGCCCCCUCUCUCUCUCGCUCUCGCUCCACCCCGGUCGCCAGCGCGCGGAGGCGGCCGAUCGGCGGCGGCGAUGGCUUCGGGCCGCAGCCGGAUCAAGAUCAACUGGGAGGAGGUGUUCGGGGGCGGUCCCCGCGCCUCCUCCCCUGACCGCGUGGAGGUCUGCUUCUCCCCCUCGCCAUCUGCACCGCCCGCCGGCCGGGCGGCGGCGCCGAAGGGGAAGGGGAGGCUGGAGGCGGCCCGCCGCCCGCAGCCUAGGUUCGAAAGGCUGCGCAGAGACCGCGGCGCGGGCGAGCGCGGCCGCCGCGCGCUGCUGGAGCUCGAGCCCCGCCCCGGGACCGGCGCGGCCGCAAAGGCUGCCGAUGGUUUCGGAUGCGAUGCUGGUUCCGCUGCCAGCAAUGUUUACGAGUGGGGUGAUGUAGAUGAGCAGGGGGAACAUGUGUCACGUAAAUUUUGUGGUGUAAAGUCAUCUCCCGUUCAAUGUAGAAAGAAGAAUUAUGGACAUCUAGGUAUGAAGAAUGGAAGAAGCCUAAGGAAUGUUGGAGUCGGACAAAGGAAACCUAUAUCAGUGGAUAAAAUGUACUCAAGCAAACCAUGUUCUACAACUUUAUCUGGGCACCAACAGAGAGUCCAUGCCAUUGAUCCAGAGGAGGCUGAUGAUGAAAAGUGUCAGCAGAGUGAAAACCACAGGUUCAACUAUUUUCCUAAGAGGAGGAAGGAACAGCAUAAGGAUUCAUCUCCUCCUUAUUCUCAGAAGGUUGAAGAUGUGGUUCUCUUGGAUGAUGAAGAUAUGCAACCUGAGGAACAAUUGGAGUGUGGGAUUCCUGGCAAACAGAAUGAGUCAAAGAUCUACUACCCAUCAAGAGAUGAUCCUGAAGCUGUGGAGCUCACUAGCUCAGAUAUUACAUGUCUUGACCCUGGAGAGUAUUUGUCUUCACCUGUGAUAAACUACUACAUCCAGUACAUCAAAAGGACCAAAUUGCCUAAAGAAGAUUGCAGAGACAAAUUCCACAUAUUUAACACAUAUUUUUAUAGCAAGCUUGAAGAAGCUUUGUUCAGGACGGGUGAUUUCUUGAAGUUGAGAAGAUGGUGGAAAGGUGUCAAUAUAUUUCAUAGAGCAUACAUAAUCUUGCCAAUCCAUGGGAUGGCACACUGGAGCUUGAUAAUCAUUUGCAUUCCUGCAAAAGAGAGUAAUUCAGGACCAAUCAUACUUCAUCUGGAUUCCCUUGGGAUGCAUCCCAGUGCUAAGACCUUUAACACAGUUGUGCGAUACCUUGAAGCAGAAUGGUGCCAUUUAAAGAAAAAUCCUCCUCCCGACACAUCAAUUUCAGAGUCAAUAUGGGAGGAUCUUCCGAGGAAUAUUCAUACAGAAAAAGUUCAGGUUCCACAGCAGAAUAAUGCGUACGAUUGUGGUAUCUUCAUGCUUUAUUAUAUCGAACGGUUUAUCAGAGAGGCACCAGAAAGGCUAACAAGAGAUAAACUUGACAUGUUUGGUCACAGUUGGUUCAAUUCUGAAGAUGCUUCUGAGCUAAGACUGAGAAUACGAGCACUACUGCUGGAAGAAUUUGAAAGUGCCAGGCUGGACGAUGCUAUGUUAGACACAGCUACAUCUGAUGUCUCUGAUAUAGAAGAUAGCAUGAAAGGUGGAGAAUUAGAAGCAGUUACACCUUCUGACAAUUCAGAAAUGAUUGUAGAGUGUGUAGAGUUUGGAGAGAGUGGCAAGAAUAAUGGAGGCUUCAAGGUUGCAGCCGCAGAAGAAGCAAGCAGAGAGUCUGGAGGCACUGGCAAGAAUAAUAAAGACAUCAAGGUUGCAGCAUCAGAAGAAGCAAGUGGGGAGUCUGGAUACACUGGUAAGAGUAAUGAAGGCAUUACAGUGGUUGCAGCAUCAGACAAAGCACCUACUAGCAGCUCUAGACGUGAUGAAAAGACCGUAAACUGUCUUCUAUCAGAAGCAGCUACAUCUUGUGACAGCGUAGAAGAUGAAGAAGAUAGUGUAAAAGCAGACUCUGACAGCUCAAAAACUGAAGAAGAAGAGUUUGAAAUUUUAUCACCAGAAAGAUCGAAGAACAAUGAGGGGACCAUAAAUAGCACGCGAUAUCCAGAUGUAGUUUGUGACAGCUGCGACAGUGAUGACACGGACGAGGUGAAGAUCAUAAACGUGUGGAACCCAAAAACUUACCGGCAAAAUUGUUGGAUUAGUUUGACAUGAGUAGCCAUGCCCAGUACAUCUGUUGCAUUCUCAGGAAGAUGGGAAAUGACCGACAGAUGUUAAUACACUAUUUUGAGGUGCCCAUUAUUUCGACAAUGGAGAGGUAAAUCAAAAGCUUAAAAGUGCAUUGCGAGGUGACGCAUGAUCUGCUCCCCUCGCUCUCCUGCUCUUGCUCCUGUUAUCAGUUUUUUUGGUAGGAAGACCAUGGGCAUUGGCGUGAGAAAUGUACAGUGUAUAGGUUAAGCAUAUAGAGAAUGUCCUAGUUGUGGAGUUAGACCUUUGGACCCUGCAAGUGGUGCACAUUGCUUUAUGAGAUAAGCUAUUGAAAUACUAACAUGUUUCAGGUGCUAUGUGAUAUGCAUGGCAAUAGCAUAUUUCUUUUCUUCAUUUGGCUAA
Messenger RNA from Phragmites australis (common reed), 2624 nucleotides. RefSeq names its product ubiquitin-like-specific protease 1C. Gene Ontology annotation, biological process: proteolysis. The record is from RefSeq and is a predicted model, not a curated record. Lineage: Eukaryota; Viridiplantae; Streptophyta; Magnoliopsida; Poales; Poaceae. Gene Ontology annotation, molecular function: cysteine-type peptidase activity. The transcript is spliced from 14 exons. Bases 93 to 2228 code for a protein of 711 amino acids.